UAGUAGUAGUAAUAAUAAUAAUAAGCAGUACGAAGUCCUUGAUUCUAUAUCAGUAGCAACACAACCUAGUGAAGAAGUGUGAAGAGCAUGAAGAACCCAGUACCGGCACCAUGAGUCCACAAGUUUUCAUGCUUCCAUGCCAAGCCCUGGAGGCUUUCAGACUUCCCACGUGGUAGCUGCACUUGGGUCCCAAGUGUCGCCCUGCUUGCUUCUAAUAGAGAUCGUUUUGCUCUCUUCCGACGUUGAAUUUACAUAAAAAAAGCUUCAGUGCUCAACACUAGUACCUCUCGUUUGCACUCUUGAGAGAUUCCAUAGGAAUAGCACUCGGUUUCAAGAGAAGGUUUAGCCUUUGUUUAGACCAAGAAAUAUCUGGGUCGCCUCAGAAUUCCUCCAGGGAGAUUGGACGUCGAAGAAGUUGUGGGUUUCGAGAUUCGAGUUUUGCGCAACGGCAACGAAUUUUUUUUGUCGUGAGAGCAUGGAGAUGGACGGCAGUGACGGUUCUGAAGACAUUGGCGCGGAGAGCUCCUACGGAAUCACUUUCACAGCUGAAGACGCAGCAGUGCAAGGAGUUCGCGACGUGGUGCUUCCUUCUAACCUGCUCAGUGCCCUUGCAGGUGUCAGUCCCAGUGCUGCGCCUGGCUAUGGACUCCUCUCAUCCACCAAUCCGGCCUUCAAUGUCGACCACACUCGUGACUCAAUCAUCCCUGGCCCUAAUAGCGUGGAUUUCACCCAGGAGUAUCUCAUCGUUGAUGACCCACAGGACCAAGCCCCCUCCAAUGACGUGGAGGAAGAGGACGACAUGAUCGCGAGUUUACAAAUGGUUGGGGUGAUCCCGUUCAUGCUGGACGCCUUCAAACCCCGAUGCAGCAUUCACAUCGAGUACGGGAAGGUUCAAGCCCUCAAAAACGGUGAUAUCGUGCAUCUUCGAGAAAUUUCUGAUGGCUGUCCAAGCGUAACCAUUAUGCAAUCUGCUAUGCAGGAAAGAGCUACGCUGAUGCGCGGUAAUUUGUUCACGAUUGUUAUGGUAGAACUUGAUGGCGGGCAGUACCUGAACUGGGCGCUGGUGAACGUGUCCGACCAGUCUGGAUCGCAGAAAGGGACUGAAUUGGUGAACUUUGAAUCACCAAGAGAGAAACUUGUCCAGGGGAGGAGGUUGUACUUGUUUGUGGCUUACUGUCAGUCGCAACCUUUUCAAUUGCUGCCUGCCGUGCAGCGUCAGAUCUUCAAUUUGCGGAGUUUUGCUUCUACAUUUGCUCUGGAUGAUCCUGUGGCAGCUGUAUAUAUUACUAUUGCUGCAGAUUAAGCAGUAAAACUUAUAGUAAAUUUAUGUAUCGUAACAGUUAUCAAUCGACACAACGAAGCGCUUGGGCAA
Physcomitrium patens is the source of this 1372-nucleotide messenger RNA. Its product is annotated as CEN-like protein 1. Lineage: Eukaryota; Viridiplantae; Streptophyta; Bryopsida; Funariales; Funariaceae. The record is from RefSeq and is a predicted model, not a curated record.